Molecule: messenger RNA, 1456 nt
Organism: Desarmillaria tabescens
Lineage: Eukaryota; Fungi; Basidiomycota; Agaricomycetes; Agaricales; Physalacriaceae
Exons: 6
Coding region: 92-1129 (345 amino acids)
Source: RefSeq, a predicted model, not a curated record
CUCCCGACCACAACCACUCCUUCAUCCCCUCUCCCGUUCGUGGCGACCUUACCCUCUUUCUGUUCAUAUUUUGAAUGAUUUUCUCCUUGUGAUGCUCACUCAUCGUGGUUUCUCAGCCUGGAUCGUGGCUAACGGCAAGCCGCUUCCAGAAUAUUUGGUGGCGGUCGACGCGACUAAUCACCGCGUAUCGUGUUGGAUUCCAAGUGAAGAUGGCCAGGCCUUUGCAGUGUACUGGCAAGACCAUAACGGCAAGAUUGAUACAUGCUCCUUCAUAACUCUCGACGGACUUACCGUACCCGGGAGAUUCCUGCACGGAGACGGAAUUGCUUAUAGAUCUGGAGUCAGAACAUCCAAGACGACCGAGAGGCCUUUCGUUUUCCAACAAGUAACUGAGGAGGAAGCAAGCAAGUCAUCUUCCGGAGUCUCCUCGAGAGAUGCUGGAAUGGUUACUCUGCGUAUCAAGAGAGUAAAUCGCGUCUCCACUCGACCGCCGGAUCCUCAUCUAUCGCUGUCAACCUCAAAACAGGGUGUGUUACGGUCUGGGGACCACCGUGUUGGGUUUGGUGACGAAGUUCCGUCCUUCGAGCAGCUUGGUUUCACUUGGAUGGUCCGACCAUUCCAAUCGGGUUCGACUGCCAAAACGCCAAGCACCUAUGUGUCAUUUAUAUUCCGAUAUAGGUCGCGAGAGUUUUUGCGCACUCAAGGUAUCAUGCCCGAGAACGAACCGUCGCCCGUUUCGACUCCAAGACCUCUAGCGAGCUCAAGUAGUCAUGCCGGAGCGCCUAACCGUCGAAUUGCCAGUGCACCAGUGAUAAGUCAAGGAUUUGCUACUUCUCCACCCCCAUUCAUCACCCCCGCACCUUCACCAACGAUCUCGUCUGGGCCGGCUAGCCCAGCUUCGUCAUCUACAGGGCGAUCGUCUUCAAGCAGGUCGUCUUCAAAGGCAAGCUUGUAUAAUAGCGGCAAUCGUAUGCCGACUGCAGAUACACGUAGAGCAGUCAGUAUGAGACCAGGCCCCUACACACCGACUGGAUUGCCAGGUCAAGGAAUGAUCGGAAGGAGCAAGACACCGCUGCAGCCUCAAAACCAAGGAACGGCUAAUAAUCGACCUGACGUCAAUAAUGACUAGAACGAACGCAAUGGGCCCCUUAGGGGACUGAACUCCCCACGGAAGGAAAGAUAACAGGACCGAUCCCAGGACAAUGGACCAUGUAUCAAUUUCAGCGCUUACUCUCACAAUUGCUUUGAUAGCAUACAUCAGAUGCUUGUGAUUACUUUUCUCGCUAUCGUUUCUGCUUUCUGCUUUCUGCUCCUCCUUACUGCCCGCUUAACUCUGCUUUAUCCCGUUGUCGCUGUUACCUGUUAUAUAUACUGGCUAUAUGCUUUCACUGUUUUCGAUCCCUCAGCUAUGUCACCUAAGUAGUUACUUCAAUAUGCAUCUUUUCAUUAUUUACAC